AGCUUUGCCGACCGGUUUGGCAGUAGCCCGCCACACACGCGAGUGCUUCGGUGCGCGCCACACACUCAGACUUCAGCAUUGCAACUUCUGCAGCCCGCAACACCACCGGCAGUUCACUAGGCGAGGAACGGUAGCUCAGAGCAAUGCCCGAGGAAGAGAACACAAUUCACGUUUACAAGUUUGGCGAACGUUUCUCCGGCACCAAGACGAAGACCGGCGAACCUCAGGAUUACGAGGUCCUGCUGAAGCGAUGCCUGAAGCGCCAGGAACUCUUCGAAGACCACGAGUUUCCAUGCGUGAGGGAGACCGCCUGGGGCACCAAAGAUCCUGAUUUUGAAAUCGUCUGGAAACGGCCUUGGGAGAUAUGCGAGAACCCGGACUUCCUGAACGAAACUUUCAGUCGCUUCGAUGUCCAGCAAGGUGGACUCGGUAACUGCUGGGUGCUAGCAUCCAUGGCCACUUUGACUCUGCACCAAGAUCUAUUCAAGAACGUGGUGCCCGAGGGCCAGAGCUUCGAGAAGGACAAGUACGCCGGCAUCUUCCACUUCCGCCUUUGGAAGGCCAACCGUUGGAUCGACAUUGUGGUCGACGACAGGCUUCCCUACAGGGAGGACGAAAAGUCUUUGGCCUUCGUAUCUUCCAGCGCUAGAAACGAGUUCUGGAGCGCCCUCCUGGAGAAGGCCUACGCCAAGCUUCACGGUGGUUACGCUGCCCUCGUCGGAGGCAGCGGCAACGAAGGCCUGGGCACUUUCACGGGGGGCAUCACGGAGCAGCUGAUCCUGGAGCGUCCGCCCAAGAACUUGUUCCAGGUCAUUCAGAAGGCCCUGGAAAGGAAAUCGCUCGUCACGUGUUCCAUCAUCGAAUCAGAGAAGGGCAAAAAAGGACUACAUGCUUUUCAUGAGUACAGCGUCACCGGUGCCACACAGGUGCCAGUGGAGGGACGGCAGGAGCGACUUAUUCGAAUCAGAAACCCAUGGGGAAGCGGAGAAUGGAGAGGCGCUUGGUCUGACAGUUCAAAGAAGUGGAACAAAGUCAGCGAAGAAAAGCGGCAGGAGCUGGGACUCGUGGUCAAAGACGAUGGAGAGUUCUGGAUUUCGGAAGAGGACUUCGUCAAGUAUUUCCAGAUGCUUGACUUUUGCCACUUGGAUCCUGGUUCAACGACGGGUGAACUGAAAGAAUCCGCUUCGGAGAAGCAGUGGGAGGUUGCGAAGUUUGAAGGCUCCUGGGUGCCCGGGACAAGUGCCGGCGGCGCCGACGACAAGUCGGAGAAGUUCGCCACAAAUCCGCAGUACAUGAUCACCCUUCACGAGCCGGACGAUGAGGACGAAGACGGAGAGUGCACCGUCAUCGUGGCCCUGAUGCAGAAAAACCGUCGCGUAUUCCAGGUCCACGACGACAUGUGGCUAAACAUCGCCUUCGCUCUCUACGAGGUCGAAGACCCUGACAACUGCCCGGCGCCCUUGACCCUCGAGUAUCUGGCAGAUUAUCGAGAAGUUGGCCAAUGCGAACGAGUUAGCGCUUCCCGCGAAGUCACGAGUCGGUUCCGGCUGCUGCCGGGCACCUUCUGCGUCAUCCCGUGCACGGCGGAAGCCGACCAGGCGGGAGACUUCCUUCUGAGGAUCUACACGGAAAAGAAGUGCCAGUGCAGAGAGCACGAUGAAGCGGCUGCCAUCAUCACAAAGCCUGACGAGGACAAAAAGAAAGAUGAAAGCAAAGUCAAUCCGGACAAAGCUGCCGGAGACGGCGAAAACGAGGUCAACGGUGACGAAAAAGACGGCGACGCGAAAGACGGCGAAGACGGUGGCGAUGACAGCGAUGAAGAGAUCGAUCAGAGCCUGAAGGACGCCUUCAACGAAGUGGCCUCCGAAGACGGCACCGUCUGCUGCAACACACUUAAGACUUUGCUCAAGAACGUGUCCGAGCAGAAUGGUGGUCCUCUGGAUUUCUCAUUGGACAUAUGCCGAAGCAUGGUGGCCCUCAUUGAUGACGACUACACCGGGACGUUGACCCUGGAAGAGUUUGCUGUGCUUCACAAACACAUCAAGCAAUGGAAGGAGGCUUUUAAAUCUUACGACAAGGGUUCGACUGGAUAUCUCAGCACGUAUGCAUUAAGGAACGCUCUUCGGUCCGCAGGCUACGUCGUCAAUCAGCACGUGCUGAAGGCCCUCGUUCUGCGUUACGGCCAUGACCGCAAGAUCAGCCUGGUAGAUUUCAUCGGCUGCGCCGUCAAGCUCAUGUGCAUGAUCGACAUUUACGAAGCCUGGGACCCGGAAAACGAGAACUGCGUGACCGUUAGUCGAAAUGAGUGGCUUAAAUACACGAUGUACUGCUGAGUGUCCGCUCCGGUGUGUUCAACUCGGAACAGAGUGUCGGAACUGCAACUGUCGCUUUCUCGCUUGUGGUGCUGCAUUAACAUCGUCGUCAAAUAAAAGGCACUUACUUUUGA
Dermacentor silvarum is the source of this 2446-nucleotide messenger RNA. RefSeq names its product calpain-A-like. Gene Ontology annotation, biological process: proteolysis. Gene Ontology annotation, molecular function: calcium ion binding; calcium-dependent cysteine-type endopeptidase activity. Bases 144 to 2333 code for a protein of 729 amino acids. The transcript is spliced from 19 exons. The record is from RefSeq and is a predicted model, not a curated record. Gene Ontology annotation, cellular component: cytoplasm. NCBI's taxonomy places the organism in Eukaryota, Metazoa, Arthropoda, Arachnida, Ixodida, Ixodidae.